UCCUGCACGGAGGCUUCAUUGUGUUCCUCCGCAUUGACUGGAACAUUUAUUGUCUACUCCUAGCAUCCCUCUCACGGUCCUCAUCCCUUGUAGAGUGGCGACGUUGUUCCUAGCUGUUUGGUUUAAGGAGCACGGCCGGCAAACGCCAUGGCCACAACGAGCGCCACACCCCAAACGAUGCAGCCAAGCAGCGAGGGAUUCAUUCCAGGCGAGACGACGAAGAAGAGCUCGACGACACCGGAGGCGGAGCUGCAGCUAAAGAAACGCAGCUUUCGCGAUUACUUCGAGUUUCUCAUGCCCGUCUACCUGCUGCCUUUCGUUUUCGCCGAUAAGGAAGGCACCUGCAUCUACUGCAUCCUGCUGACCGUGGUGGGUCUCAUGGGCCGCCUGCUUCCGCCAGCCGUAGCCGCCAUGCUGCCGAUCGCGAUUCUGCCCCUGGGCGACGUUUAUGACGCAGACGACCUGGCCGCCGAAUACCUUGGCCCUGGUGUACUGACGGCGUCUGUCCUCUUCGCCGUCGCCUUCCUGGGCGACGAGACGACCGUGUUCUUCCGGCUGUGCCUGCACGUCAUUCAACGCUGCGCCCUGCGGAUGCAGCCGCUCUUCCUCUACCUGCAGCUGCUGGUGUUGACGCUGAGCCUGCUGCUUCCCAGCACCCUCAUCGCGAUCUUCAGCACCGUCUUCAUCGACCGCUUCAUCACCACCGUGCACAACGAGAUCGUCGGCGGCGACCAGCGUAGCGUCGUCCGCAUCCAGACAGCCAGCUCGUCGCCGAACUACGUGGAGGAAGUCCGGCGUCCGCUGGGGCGUCGCGGGAGCCGAGUCGCGAAACCGGAAAGGAGGGCCAGGAGCGUGUCCGUUGUCAGCGAGGUGGCAAGCGAGGCGUCUGGCAACAGCUCCUCGACGAAACAGAGCGGAAGGCGCGUGUUGCCGCCCACGCCGACGCACGGACCAGUCGAUACGCCCCGAAGGGAUGGAAAGAAAACUCCUCGCAAGACUUCCUUCGGAGCUUUGGGGCUACGGCGGCGCGAGGACAACCGCGAGAAUGAGUGGUCUCGCUACGUUCCCGUGCGCCGCAUCCACUCCUUCAGUUCGCAGAGCAAGCCGCCGUCGUCCAUCCUGAAGCGCAACGCCAACACGCCAGAGACGUCGCCGCUGUCGUCGCCCUCGCGUCCGGGACAGUCGCCGGUGUCCUCGCCGGUGUCCGCCAUCUUGCGGACGGGGCACCGAGAGGGCAGCCUUCUGAACGGAGCGCUCUCGGCGGCCGCGUCGCCGCAGCCCUCGCCGGGCAGAGAAGUCUGCCACGAUUCUCGCGUCGAGCCGGCCUCCGUUGGGACGAUGCUCACGGCACCGUCGUCCCCGCCCUCUCCUUUCUUCGGGUCUCAACGCGAAGCGCCGCUGUCCAGUUCGUUGACUUGCCCCGGCACAGCGGACGCUCCUACCGCUCGGAAUGGCAGCGUCGCGUCGUCGGCGCUACGGCCGAGCUGCCCGAACCUGGACGCGAUGGUGCCAUCGCCGCCGACGGCCAAGUGCACGAAGGGCGAUGACGCGGCGUCUUCUUCGCCAAAGUUUCUACCGAAAGCGACAGCGAAGCAUGGGCAUGAUGGUCGAGGCGGUGUUUCGCUUCAUGCGGCUCGACACCGGCACCAUGCGUCAUCGGCCAACGAUAAGCGGAAGACAAAGCGAGUGGCUCGGCCGUCAUUCGACAAGAAGACCGAGACACAGCACGAAUUGCGGCGGACGUCUCAGCCGAAGAGCGAGACGGCGCCACCACCGCCCAAGGCUGCGGCGCCAAAACCCGACCCGUCGCCCGAGCCAGUGCCGCAGGAGGCAACAGCGGACCAGCCCCAACCGGAAGCAAAGCUGGAAGUGCGCGGUGUUCUCAAGAAACGAAGUCCGCAGUCUCAGCGCAGCGACAGCGUGUCCACCAGGUCGCCGGAACCGAUCACGCAGGUCGAGAAAGACUUUGGCCUCGGGGCACAGUGUCCGCUCCCCGAGGCAGGACCCGAGCGACCGGCCACCGCGGGGCGGGGCAACCUUAACUCACAGCGCGCUUCCAUGAGCGACAUGAAGUCGCCGACGGAAAAGGGCUCGAGUUCCUUCAUCACGGGAGCAGAGCAGCCGACGUUGUCUCUGCGCGUGCGAGCCCUCACCACCGCUGUGCGCCCUGCGUUCAUCGCCAGCGCCGCCUACACCGCCAUCCUUGGGAACAUCGCGAGUUUCAGCACGCUUCCCGCGCGGAAGACCGUCCUCGUCACUCUCGGCUGCCGCGACGAGCAGUGCCCGGUGAGCUGGUUGAGGUGGCUGGCCGUGUCGAUGCCAGUGGUGCUCACCUGCUGCGCCAUUUCAUGGACGUCCAUCUACUACACCAGCCUCGUCAGCUACGACAACAGCAUCGACGAGCAAACGCACAGAGACAUGUCCAAGUGCGCCAAGGUCCGUCACCAGAGCAUGAAGAGGCACACUAUUCGGGAGGCGUUGCUCUUCUACUGGCUGGUCGGAAUACCUGCCGCCUCCAGCGCUUAUGCAGCCCAGCACCCCGGAAGGUACCUAGAGGGCCCCUUCCUGGGUCUCACACUGCUGGUGCUGAGCACUGCGCCAGGACCAGCGUGGCGCCGCUGCUGGUCCCUUCGCUUGCUGUGCUGGCGGAACCUCUGCUCUCGCAUGCCGUGGGACAUCAUCCUGAUGCUCGGGUCCGUCAUGGCGCUCAGCAGGACGGUGGAGAAGUACCGACUGGUGGAGGUUGGUCUGGCCCAGCUGGACGACCACUUCUGGGCGCAGCGGUCGGCUAAGUCCAGCCAGUUCAUCCUGGUCAGCGUGGCGGCUGUGCUCUCAGAAGUCGUAGUCGGCGAUUCUCUAGCAAGAUCCAUGGCGACCACGGUGGUUCGGGUGGCGGUGGUAACGGAGACCCCGGUAUCGUUCUACGUGGUACCGGUGAGCAUGCUGGCCUCCAUCAACAUCAUGCUGCCCGUAUCGCUCCCGGUGCUGAUGAUGCGCGAAUACUUGCAAGCCAAGGGCACGCAGAUGCUGGCCUACGGCGUUCUGCUCAAAUGCACCGCCGUUGUCGUCAUCUCCAUCUCCAUGAACACCAUCGGCCUCUUCAUGUUCCAAGGCGACCAGCCACCCAUGGCGCGAGCCUUCUACGUUAUCCGUAAUGCCACCGACGCUGACAGGGCAACCCUGUGAUACCCCGUUGUGCGAUUUGUAUAACAUCCACUGCUCGCGUUUUUAUUUACCCUCUGUGAUUAACUGUUCGUAUUGAACGCCUUCUUUCAUUGGUGCGAGAUGUGUCGCCUUCGCAAUGAGUUCACUAACGCGGUCCAAUUUGUAUUCACGUGCGCCCUUUCUUCAUUUGUUUAUUGUUGAUCGAAUGCACCCGAGUAAGGUAGGCUUCAGGUGUGCCGCA
Dermacentor albipictus is the source of this 3406-nucleotide messenger RNA. RefSeq lists its product as uncharacterized. NCBI's taxonomy places the organism in Eukaryota, Metazoa, Arthropoda, Arachnida, Ixodida, Ixodidae. Gene Ontology annotation, biological process: citrate transport. Gene Ontology annotation, cellular component: membrane. Gene Ontology annotation, molecular function: succinate transmembrane transporter activity; citrate transmembrane transporter activity. The record is from RefSeq and is a predicted model, not a curated record.